Molecule: messenger RNA, 918 nt
Organism: Capsella rubella
Lineage: Eukaryota; Viridiplantae; Streptophyta; Magnoliopsida; Brassicales; Brassicaceae
Product: putative F-box protein At5g52620
Molecular function (GO): protein binding
Source: RefSeq, a predicted model, not a curated record
AUGAGUGAAAGGAUUUAUCCCAUUCCGAUCGACAUCAUUCUCGACAUACUCUCGAGAUCGUCUACUACGUCAAUCGCUAGGUUUGGUCUCUCAUCCAAGUUAUCUCAGUCUUUACUUAGAGGUCCAGAUUUCACCGAGUGGUUCUUGACUAGGCCCUCGACUCGGCCACGUCUCUUAUUCGCUGUAGAAAACUUUGGUAAGUGGCGUUUCUACUCGUCGCCCCAGGACCCAGAUGAGGACCAGUCUCUUGAAGUAUCAGCCGAGUUUCAUAUGCAGUUACCUAAAAACAUGGGACAAGAGGUGUUUGGUCCUGUCUCUGGUUUGCUUUAUUUUCCUAACUUCUGGACAGAUAAAGUACCUGUUAUAUGUAACCCUAUGAUUGGAAUGCUCAAGAGAUUAACUCAAAUGAGGAGUAAGUUCAGUUCGAGCAGCUUAUUAGGUUAUGAUCCUAUUGGCAGACAAUACAAGGUACUGAAGAUAACCUAUUCACGUUAUGGAUCAGAGGAACAAGUUUUGACAUUAGGAACAAGAAAAGUUUCAUGGAGGAAGGUUCAGUGUCCUGUAAUCCAUUACCCGCCUAUAAAAGAAGGGAAAUGCAUCAACGGGGUUUUGUAUUACAUUACAGCUUUCCACUACCAAUACAAGGUUGUGAAAAUAGGUUGCUUUGAUGUUAGGUAUGAAAGGCUUAGGUUUCUUGAAGAAGAUUCUACUACACGGAACAUAUCUUGUUGUUCUUCUCCUAUAAAACUAAUUAAUUACAAGGGUAAAUUAGGCGUGAUUAGUUGGAAUUGGGACAGCAUUAGGCGUGUCUUUGAGUUGUGUUUGUGGAUUCUAGAGGAUGACGAGAAACAAGAAUGGUUGAAACUUGAGUGCACUUUGCCGGUUGUCCCAGGUUUCUUGUCGUUUGCACUUAUGUAA